Molecule: messenger RNA, 2505 nt
Organism: Sclerotinia borealis F-4128
Lineage: Eukaryota; Fungi; Ascomycota; Leotiomycetes; Helotiales; Sclerotiniaceae
Source: the annotation of a GenBank genome assembly
AUGCCACAAAUAAAAAAUGUAUCACCGCCUAAGAAGACUACCCUUCCAAGAUCGAUUUCGAAUAGUGGCAUCCCAGCUGCAUUACGAAUCCACACUCCCUCCGACGGGCUUUACAAGAUAAUAUCUUGGGAUUUGGGUACCGGAUACACAAGUAUACACACUGCAGAUAUCGAGGUCAAGUCAGAGGAAUUUAUAAAUUCGAAAAGCAUUGUCCCAAAGCAUUUUCAUCGCUAUCCUCAGAAUCCAAAUCACCGACCGGAGCACACAACAGAAGUCCCCACAGUAUGCGCCCACAUUCCCGGCGAGAUAGAUGAAUCUAAGGCUCAACAUAGAUACGAAGUCGACUAUAUAGACGGAGAGACUGGGGCAGUGGUUAUUGACACCAUGAAAGAGGCGUUGUAUUUUAGAUCAGAAGCAAUGCAACAAAACAAGGCUCUCAAAGAUUUUGCACUCGAAAUUCCCUAUCUUGUGUCUCGAUACAAAGAUACUCAGCUAGCAGCUCACCCAGAGAUCUGGAUGUUAGCUGAUUACAUCCUUUGGCUUGCCCAACUGGUGAGAUUAGCCGUUAUCGAGGAAGGCUUCCAAGGAAAUCUAAUCUGGAUUUGUACUAUUCCAUCAAAUUGGAACAAGCAUAACAUCAAAUUGUAUACCCUUGCUCUGGAUGCUUCUCCACUUCUUGCUGGUAAAUACAUACUUCAAUCGGAGAUAGAGAGUGCUAUCGCAGGACUGGUACAUCAACCCCUAAAACAGUUGACAAUGAAGGAUAGCAGCGUCUUCUUCGGACUUGACGUUGGUAAAGGAACAUCUGAUUUCAGCGCCUUUCGCCAGAUACGUAGUGAUCCGGUACAAGUUGAAGAAAUUAUGCCGCCUGCUGCAUUAUUUGCAGGGUCGAGUACUGUACUACGGCUUUGGGAAUUGCAUAUCCAUGAGCUAUGUAGCGAAGAGACUAAAGAAGAUCCUCAUCGUUUCAAAUCAGAACUAAAAGCCUGUAAGAAGGCAUUCACCGAAAGAAUGCACGGGUACACAGGACUGUCUGGAGAGGAAACGGAUAAGAUCUAUUACAUCUGUGGGCAAGAUAUCAAAAUCACAACAAAUCAAAUGAAAUCUUGGUUUGAUGAAUGGAUGCGUCUCACAAGAGAGUUUCUUAUCAAACAAUUCGAGAAAUAUUGCACACAACUUAAUCGCCCCCCGCCUUUGAAGUUUUUCCUGAUGGGAGGGUCUAGCAAUGCUAUAGUUUUGCAAAAAUGUAUAAGAGAUCUUCUUAGGACGCCGUCCUUUCGCAACACAGAGCUCGUUCUUUUGGGAGAUUUCAAUAGUGCGACACUUGUGGCUUAUGGGGCUACAAUCCGGGCUGUCACGUCUGUCAUGUCGGUUAGAAAGAGCCACUAUUGGUUAGGAUUUGCAAGGAAGGAACUGUAUAAUAGGAAAAAGCACACCGAUGUGCUUGAUGCAGACAUUGUGAACGAAGAUAUCCUGGAUGAAAAUGGCAAGAUGAAAAUGAAAAAGCAGGUAAAGACUAUUCAGUGGUGGGACCAACCAGGGGAAAGUUGCACGAUUGAUGGUUCUAUUGAUCAGAUGCCUUUUAUCAAAAUGCUAGAAUACUUCGAUGAAGAGGGACCUGCGAUAGGUCAACCUACAGAUUACACAGUGCCUAUUUCAGUAUUAAUUUGUUCAAGUUUGGGCGAAUCGGAAGUUAUGGAUAACGACAGGGACGAUAUCGCGAACGGCGGCGCUGGAAAAAGAGGCUGGUCUUACCAGAGUAUAAGGCCGAAAAUAGAGGAACUCGACUUCGAAAUCGAUUUUAGUCCCAGCAUCCCUAACCCAUUACUCAUCGCUAGCGACCUUGUCUCAGUCGGUGGAGUUUAUGAAGUCAAUUGGACUAUUUUUGCUGACUACAGUGAUGAUCUUCAGAUGAAUUCACGAAGGGCACACCGAAUUUUGUUUACAGAUCUUGUCGGAGUAAUUCAGCAAUCUUAUGAUGUUGGUAAUGAUGAGACAGGAAAAUAUGUGAGGCAGAACAGCCAAGACGAGGAGGCUAUACCAAAAAGACUGGAAAGGAACAAGACUGACAAUGAUGGAAGUGGCGUUGUGCAACUCAAUGCUACGAACGAAACAAAAGACAAAAGACAAAAGACAAAAAGACCAUCUUCUCAAGCUAUAAACUCAAAUAAUGAACUUUCAGCAAGACUGCAAGAAGUAAAGGAUACAACGAUGAAGGACACGCCAGCAUCUGCCAGCUUGGAGUCAGAAGACCAGCCUUCAAGAUUCCAAUCUUUGGAAGAACAGCCCAAGGAAUCGCAAUCAACGGAAAAGCCAGAUUUGGAUGGGAGUACAGAAGAAGAAUCCAUCUCCAUCAACCCUGAAGUUUUACUGAAAAGUAUUUCUGAUUCCAAUACAACCAUACCAAAACCAGUUUUGGAGGAUCAUGCAGAUGAGGACGAGUAUAAUGAUGCAAUGACGGAAUACAUCGAUCAACUUCGACGCGAGGAAUUAACCAGGCUAUAA